UUCUAAAUCUCCUUUUUGUCUUCCUCUCUCUCCCUCGCCAGAAUGGUGAAGGUUUUGGGUUCAGUGGCGAUAUUGCUUAUUGUUUUGGCCAGAACUGUGUUGUCUUAUGAUCGGCCCGGUACUCGGAAAAAUUUAGUGAUCCAUCCGUCUAACGAAGAUGAUCCUACGUCCCCCGAUCAGGUGCAUAUAUCUUUGGUUGGGCCGGACAAAAUGAGAAUAUCAUGGAUAACGCAAGGCUCAAUCAUGCCACUGUUGUAUAUGGCACAGUCUCCGGAAAAUACGAAAGCUCGGCUAAUGGAACGUCGUCGACAUACCACUACUUGUUGAUUUACCGAUCGGGUCAAAUUCAUGACGUGGUUAUAGGCCCAUUAAAGCCCAAUACUGUUUACUAUUACAAAUGUGGAGGCCCAAAUUCAACUCAAGAGUUCAGCUUCAGGACUCCUCCCUCCAAAUUCCCAAUCAAAUUUGCCGUGUCCGGUGACCUUGGGACAUCUGAAUGGACUAAAUCAACAUUGGAACAUGUAUCAAAAUGGGAUCAUGAUGUUUUCAUCUUGCCUGGUGAUCUGUCAUACGCUAACUCGUACCAACCGUUGUGGGACACUUUUGGUCGCUUGGUGCAGCCACUUGCGAGCAAAAGACCUUGGAUGGUCACUCAUGGCAACCACGAGCUCGAGAAAAUACCUAUCUUACACCAUCACCCUUUCACUGCCUAUAACCAGAGGUGGCGCAUGCCAUUUGAAGAGAGUGGCUCGACCUCGAAUUUGUACUAUUCCUUCAACGUUUAUGGAGUCCACAUUAUUAUGUUGGGGUCAUACACAGAUUUCGAGCCUGGCUCGGAGCAAUACCAAUGGUUAGAAAAUAAUCUCAAAAAAAUUGACCGUAAGACCACACCGUGGGUUGUGGCUGUGGUGCAUGCGCCUUGGUACAACUCCAACGAAGCUCACCAAGGAGAGAAAGAGAGUGUGAAGAUGAAAGAAUCCAUGGAAACUCUUCUUUAUAAAGCACGCGUCGAUUUGGUAUUUGCCGGUCACGUCCAUGCUUACGAGCGUUUUAGUCGAGUGUACCAAGAUAAGUUCGACAAAUGUGGUCCGGUUUAUAUUAACAUCGGGGAUGGUGGCAAUCUAGAAGGCCUUGCUAGAAAGUAUAAAGAUCCAAAUCUCGAAAUAUCAAUGUUUAGAGAAGCAAAUUUCGGGCAUGGUCAAUUGGUGGUCGAGAAUGCGACUCAUGCACAUUGGGAAUGGCAGAGGAACGACGAUGAAGUGUCGGUACAAAAGGAUUCGGUUUGGCUAACCAGUCUCUUAGCCGAUUCAUCUUGUAAGAUUUAGACCGCCGCGGUUCGUGUUCUUGAAUGUUGUUAGGACUUGUGCGGUGUGCCUCAUCAUUGAUUAUAUAUGUUAUUAUGUUAAAUGUCGAUGUAGAAUCGAAGAUACUAGAGUACUUAUAUAUACUAUUGAGUAUUGACAACAAUAUCAAAACAUGAAUACAUGAUACACAAAUGU
Messenger RNA from Arabidopsis arenosa, 1499 nucleotides. The record is from the annotation of a GenBank genome assembly. NCBI's taxonomy places the organism in Eukaryota, Viridiplantae, Streptophyta, Magnoliopsida, Brassicales, Brassicaceae.